AUGAUAUUGCGUUCUGAACUAGAGAAAAAACGAAGGGAACUGAACGGAUUAGUAAAAGAUAAAGAUGUUUCGUGUGAUGAUUUCUGCAUAGCAGUUGAAAGAGAACUACUUAAGAAAGUAAGAGAGUCGAUUUUAUCAAUGAAAGAACUUGCAAAAAAACAUUUAGUAAACAGUCCAGAAAAGAUCGAGGAAAAAAGGCAACAGAUUUCUUCAGCAGUUGAAGAAAUGCAAACAACUCUUUACGAGUUUGAUAGCUACACCUGCACAGAUAUAUUAGAGUUUACAGAUGACAACUGGAGAACAAGCUAUUAUGGAAAAGACUUUACAUCAUCCCCAGUAAUUGACGAUCUGGUUCAAAGAAUAAUUUUAGAAACACAGGCUAAUUUGGAAGAUAGUAUUAGAAAGGUUUUUCAAGAAACAUACAACAUUUUUUUUCCUGAAAGAGUCGGUAGAGGGAAUCAUACAAUAAAAACAAUGCAACUGAGGGAAGUAAAUAUUGGAGUUGAUUUUCUGAUGGAUAUUGUGUGCGCCUCCAAGGAUGUUAUGAUCUGCAGUGCGCAAAAUAACUGCUCACUUUUCAGAAUUGAAUGUGGAAUGAAAUCAGUGGUACCCUGUACUGGAUUCAACCCAGAAUACAUUUCUAUGUCGGCAUCCUCAGAUAUCCUUUUCUUUACUUCUUUGAACGAACUAUUUAAAUUAUCAAUGGAUAAUAUGGAAAUAGUCGAGUUUUUCAAACUUGAUUCGGAUUGGGAAUUCAAUGGAUUAACUUUAGCAGCUUAUGACCGUGUUUAUUUGUGUUUAAAACAAAAAACAUUAGGAAAGGGAUGGAUCCUUUGUCUUAAUAUAUAUGGCGAGGUUGUGGAUGAAUAUUUCCUAAAUAACGAUGGGCAUGCCCUUUUUGUAAACCCUAUAUACAUAUCUGAAAACAAAAAUAAUGAUGGCGAUAUUUGCGUUUCUGAUAAUUACUCGGAAGUGUGUUCCAUUAAACAGAAUAAAGAAAUACGAUUUGUUUACAAAGGAGUGGAAAAGAUGGAGCUAGAUUUCCGCGGCAUUGUCAGUGAUGUGUUAGGAAAUGUUCUUGUUUCUGAUUUCCGGAACAACUUAAUUCAUGUCAUUAAUAAACGAGGGAAAUUAAUACGCAAAAUUGGGGAGGACUUUCUCUGUAAACCAACUGGGAUAUGCAUUGAUCCUCAGGGAGUCAUUUGGGUCACUGAAUAUGAAGGUGGAAGAGUUAAAAUGAUUGAAGCUUGA
Messenger RNA from Saccostrea echinata, 1251 nucleotides. RefSeq lists its product as uncharacterized. Bases 1 to 1251 code for a protein of 416 amino acids. The record is from RefSeq and is a predicted model, not a curated record. Gene Ontology annotation, molecular function: protein binding. Lineage: Eukaryota; Metazoa; Mollusca; Bivalvia; Ostreida; Ostreidae. The transcript has a single exon.